GGCAGGGAGCCAUCAAACCCACGACCACUAGAUCCAUCUAGAAAUGUCUGGAAAUCCAGACGCAUUCGAAAAUGAUCCAGGAUUCCCAUUCUUGGGAAUCUCGAGAGAGGCCAGAGCUGCCACUGCUGCUCGUCCUUUUGAUUCCAAGAAGAACUGCUGGAUUCCGGAUCCAGAAGAUGGAUUCGUCGCCGCCGAGAUCCAAUCCACCACCGGCGAACAGGUGACCGUGGUAACUGUGAAGGGAAACCAGAUUACCGUCAAAAAAGAUCAAUGCCAAGAGAUGAACCCGCCAAAAUUCGACAAGACCGAGGAUAUGGCUAACUUGACCUUUUUGAAUGAGGCCUCUGUUUUGGGAAAUCUCAAGGAUCGUUACAAGGAUUUGAUGAUUUACACAUACUCCGGACUUUUCUGUGUUGUAAUCAAUCCAUACAAACGUCUUCCAAUCUACAGUGAAUCUGUAAUCAAGCACUUCAUGGGAAAGAGACGUAAUGAGAUGCCACCUCAUUUGUUCGCUGUCUCUGAUGAAGCUUACCGUAACAUGGUUCAAGACAAGGAGAACCAGUCUAUGCUCAUCACCGGAGAAUCUGGAGCUGGAAAGACUGAGAACACCAAGAAGGUUAUCUCCUACUUCGCUAUUGUUGGAGCCACGCAAGCUGCUUCCGGCAAAGAAGCCAAGGAUGGAAAGAAGGGAGGUACUCUUGAAGAGCAAAUUGUGCAAACGAACCCUGUGUUGGAGGCUUUCGGUAAUGCUAAAACUGUCAGAAACAACAACUCUUCCCGUUUCGGAAAGUUCAUCAGAACUCAUUUCUCUGGAUCUGGAAAGUUGGCUGGAGGAGAUAUUGAACACUAUCUUCUCGAAAAAUCUCGUGUCGUCCGUCAGGCACCAGGAGAGCGUUGUUAUCACAUCUUCUACCAGAUUAUGUCUGGAAACGAUCCAAGUCUCCGUGGAAAGCUUAAGCUUAGCAACGACAUCACUUACUAUCACUUCUGCUCGCAGGCCGAGCUUACCAUCGAAGGAAUGGAUGAUAAGGAGGAGAUGAGACUUACUCAGGAAGCUUUCGAUAUCAUGGGAUUCGAAGACAACGAGACUAUGGAUCUUUACCGUUCCACUGCUGGAAUUAUGCACAUGGGAGAAAUGAAAUUCAAGCAGCGUCCACGUGAAGAGCAAGCCGAGCCAGACGGUGAGGAAGAUGCUCUCAACGCUGCUGCCAUGCUCGGAAUCCAAGCUGAGGAGUUCCUCAAGGCUUUGACCAAGCCACGUGUCCGUGUCGGAACCGAAUGGGUCAAUAAGGGACAGAACUUGGAACAGGUCAACUGGGCCGUUUCUGGACUUGCCAAGGCUAUCUAUGCCCGUAUGUUCAAGUGGAUCAUCACCAGAUGUAACAAGACCCUUGACGCAAAGGAGAUUGAGCGUAAGCAUUUCAUCGGAGUGCUUGAUAUCGCUGGAUUCGAAAUCUUCGACUUGAACUCUUUUGAACAGCUCUGGAUCAACUUUGUCAACGAACGUCUUCAACAAUUCUUCAACCAUCACAUGUUCGUUCUUGAACAAGAAGAAUACAAGCGUGAAGGAAUUGCCUGGACCUUCAUCGAUUUCGGACUUGAUCUUCAAGCCUGUAUUGAGCUUAUUGAGAAACCACUCGGUAUCAUCUCUAUUCUUGAUGAGGAGUGUAUCGUUCCAAAGGCCACUGAUAUGACCUAUGCUCAGAAGCUUCUUGAUCAACAUCUUGGAAAACAUCCAAACUUCCAGAAGCCAAAGCCACCAAAGGGAAAGCAGGGAGAUGCUCACUUCGCUAUUGUUCACUACGCUGGAACUGUCCGUUACAACGCCACCAACUUCCUCGAGAAGAACAAGGAUCCUCUCAACGACACCGCUGUCGCUCUUCUCAAGCACUCUACCGACAACUCCUUGAUGUUGGAUAUCUGGCAAGACUACCAGACUCAAGAAGAGGCUGCCGAGGCUGCUAAAGCCGGACAGACUGCAGGAGGAAAGCGUGGAAAAUCAUCUUCAUUCGCUACCGUCUCUAUGAUCUACAGAGAGUCUCUCAACAACUUGAUGAACAUGCUUUAUCAAACUCACCCACAUUUCAUCCGUUGUAUCAUUCCAAACGAGAAGAAGGCUUCUGGAGUUAUUGACUCUGCGCUUGUUCUUAACCAGCUUACAUGCAACGGAGUGUUGGAAGGAAUCAGAAUUUGCCGUAAGGGAUUCCCCAACAGAAUGCUCUAUCCAGAUUUCAAGCAUCGUUACGCUAUCCUUGCCGCUGAUGCCGCUAAGGAAUCUGAUCCAAAGAAGGCUUCCGUCGGAAUCCUUGACAAGAUCUCUGUUGAUGGAAACUUGACCGAUGAAGAGUUCAAGGUUGGAGAGACCAAGAUCUUCUUCAAGGCCGGAGUUCUUGCUAAGCUUGAGGACUUGCGUGACGAGAUUCUUUCUAGAAUCGUUACCAUGUUCCAAUCCCGCAUUCGUUCUUACCUUGCCAAGGCCGAAGUUCGUCGUCGUUACGAACAACAAACUGGAUUGCUUGUUGUUCAACGCAAUGUUCGUGCUUGGUGCACACUCAGAACCUGGGAAUGGUUCAAGCUUUUCGGAAAGGUCAAGCCAAUGCUCAAGGCCGGUAAGGAACAAGAAGCAAUGGGAGAGCUUGCCGUAAAGAUCCAAAAGCUCGAAGAAGCAGUUCAACGCGGAGAAAUUGCUCGUUCCCAAUUGGAAUCCCAAGUUGCCGAUUUGGUUGAAGAGAAGAACGCAUUGUUCUUGAGCCUUGAAACUGAAAAGGCUAAUCUUGCCGAUGCUGAAGAAAGAAACGAGAAGCUCAACCAACUCAAGGCUACCCUUGAGAGCAAGCUGUCCGAUAUCACUGGACAACUUGAAGACAUGCAAGAACGUAACGAGGAUCUUGCUCGCCAAAAGAAGAAGACUGAUCAAGAACUUUCUGAUACCAAGAAGCAUGUUCAAGAUUUGGAGCUUUCUUUGAGAAAGGCUGAGCAGGAGAAGCAGAGCCGUGAUCAUAACAUCCGCUCCCUUCAAGAUGAGAUGGCUAAUCAAGAUGAAGCUGUCGCAAAGCUUAACAAGGAGAAGAAGCAUCAAGAAGAAUCCAACCGCAAAUUGAACGAAGAUCUUCAAUCUGAAGAAGACAAGGUUAACCAUCUUGAGAAGAUCCGCAACAAGCUCGAGCAACAAAUGGAUGAGCUCGAGGAAAAUAUUGACCGCGAGAAGAGAUCUCGUGGUGAUAUUGAAAAGGCAAAGAGAAAGGUCGAGGGAGACUUGAAGGUUGCGCAAGAGAACAUCGAUGAGAUUACCAAGCAGAAGCAUGACGUUGAAACUACUUUGAAGAGAAAGGAAGAAGAUCUUCACCACACCAAUGCUAAGCUCGCUGAGAACAACUCUAUCAUUGCUAAGCUUCAACGGCUUAUCAAGGAGCUCACUGCUAGAAAUGCCGAACUCGAAGAAGAACUUGAAGCCGAGAGAAACUCUCGCCAGAAAUCUGAUAGAUCCCGUAGCGAGGCUGAACGCGAGUUGGAAGAACUCACCGAAAGAUUGGAGCAACAAGGAGGAGCCACUGCUGCGCAACUUGAAGCCAACAAGAAACGUGAAGCUGAAAUUGCCAAGCUUCGCCGUGAGAAGGAAGAAGAUUCGUUGAACCACGAAACUGCCAUUUCUUCCCUCCGUAAGCGUCAUGGAGAUUCCGUUGCCGAACUUACGGAACAGCUUGAGACUCUGCAAAAGCUCAAAGCCAAGUCAGAAGCUGAGAAAUCUAAGCUUCAACGUGAUCUUGAGGAAUCCCAACAUGCCACUGACAGCGAAGUUCGCUCUCGCCAAGAUCUCGAGAAAGCCUUGAAGACCAUUGAAGUUCAAUACUCUGAGCUCCAAACUAAGGCCGAUGAGCAAUCGAGACAACUUCAAGACUUUGCUGCUCUCAAGAACCGUCUUAACAACGAGAAUAGUGAUUUGAACCGCUCUCUCGAAGAAAUGGACAAUCAAUUGAACUCUCUUCACCGCUUGAAAUCAACUCUUCAAUCCCAACUCGAUGAGACUCGUCGCAACUAUGAUGAAGAAAGCCGUGAACGUCAAGCUCUUGCUGCCACAGCCAAGAAUUUGGAACACGAGAACACUAUUCUCCGCGAGCAUCUUGACGAAGAAGCUGAAUCAAAGGCUGAUUUGACUCGCCAAAUCAGCAAGCUCAAUGCUGAAAUUCAACAAUGGAAGGCUCGUUUCGACUCUGAGGGACUCAACAAGCUUGAGGAGAUUGAAGCUGCCAAGAAGGCUCUUCAACUUAAGGUUCAAGAAUUGACUGAUACCAAUGAAGGUCUCUUUGCCAAGAUUGCUUCUCAAGAGAAGGUCCGUUUCAAGUUGAUGCAAGACUUGGAUGAUGCUCAAUCUGAUGUUGAGAAGGCCGCUGCCCAGGUUGCUUUCUAUGAGAAACACCGUCGUCAAUUUGAGAGCAUCAUUGCCGAGUGGAAGAAGAAAACCGACGAUCUUAGCUCUGAACUUGAUGCUGCUCAACGUGACAACCGUCAACUUUCUACUGAUCUCUUCAAGGCUAAAACUGCUAAUGAUGAGCUCGCCGAGUAUCUCGAUAGCACUCGUCGUGAGAACAAGUCCCUUGCUCAAGAAGUUAAAGAUCUUACUGAUCAACUUGGAGAAGGAGGAAGAUCCGUUGCUGAACUUCAAAAGAUCGUCAGAAAACUUGAAGUCGAGAAGGAGGAGCUCCAGAAGGCUCUUGACGAGGCCGAAGCCGCUCUUGAAGCUGAGGAGGCAAAGGUCUUGAGAGCUCAAAUUGAAGUCUCCCAGAUCCGUUCUGAAAUCGAAAAACGCAUCCAAGAAAAGGAAGAAGAGUUUGAAAACACCCGCAGAAACCACCAGAGAGCUUUGGAAAGCAUGCAAGCUACUCUCGAAGCCGAAACCAAGCAAAAGGAAGAAGCUCUCAGAAUCAAGAAGAAGCUCGAAAGCGAUAUCAACGAUCUUGAGAUUGCUUUGGACCAUGCCAACCGUGCCUACGCUGAUGCUCAGAAGACCAUCAAGAAGUACAUGGAAACUGUCCAAGAACUUCAAUUCCAAAUCGAAGAGGAACAACGCCAGAAGGACGAGAUCCGCGAGCAAUUCCUUGCUUCAGAAAAGAGAAACGCAAUUCUUCAAUCCGAAAAGGACGAGUUGGCUCAACAAGCCGAGGCCGCUGAGAGAGCCCGUCGCAACGCUGAAGCUGAGUGCAUUGAACUUCGUGAGCAGAAUAAUGAUCUUAAUGCUCACGUGUCUGCUCUCACCGGACAACGUCGCAAGUUGGAAGGAGAACUCCUUGCCGCUCACGCUGAACUCGAAGAGAUUGCCAACGAGCUCAAGAACGCCGUUGAACAAGGACAAAAGGCUUCAGCCGAUGCUGCCCGUCUUGCCGAAGAGCUCCGUCAAGAACAAGAGCACUCCAUGCACAUUGAAAGAAUCCGCAAGGGACUUGAACUUCAAAUCAAGGAAAUGCAGAUCAGACUUGAUGAUGCUGAAAAUGCGGCAUUGAAGGGAGGAAAGAAGAUCAUUGCUCAAUUGGAAGCCAGAAUUCGUGCAAUUGAACAAGAAUUGGAUGGAGAACAGAGACGUCAUCAAGACACCGAGAAGAACUGGAGAAAGGCUGAAAGACGUGUCAAGGAGGUUGAAUUCCAAGUUGUCGAGGAGAAGAAGAAUGAAGAAAGACUGACGGAAUUGGUUGACAAGCUUCAAUGCAAACUUAAGAUCUUCAAGAGACAGGUUGAGGAGGCUGAGGAAGUUGCCGCCAGCAACUUGAACAAGUACAAGGUUCUCACUGCUCAAUUUGAACAAGCUGAAGAGAGAGCCGAUAUUGCUGAAAAUGCCCUGUCAAAGAUGCGUAACAAGAUUCGUGCAUCAGCUUCCAUGGCUCCACCAGAUGGUUUCCCAAUGGUUCCAUCAGCAUCCAGUGCGCUUAUCAGAAGUUCAUCAAAUGCCCGAUUCCUUUAAACUGAAUGCCUAAAUUUCAUAUCCAAAAGUAUUAUAUUCUCUGUACAAAAAUAUGAUCAAUUGUUCAAGACAUCAUUAUUUUUGACCCGCUUACAUUUCCUGAUUCCUUCCCAAAUUUCUCAUUUAUAAUAAAUAAACAGUGUGAACUGAA
Messenger RNA from Caenorhabditis elegans, 6104 nucleotides. RefSeq names its product Myosin-3 (gene myo-3). NCBI's taxonomy places the organism in Eukaryota, Metazoa, Nematoda, Chromadorea, Rhabditida, Rhabditidae. Gene Ontology annotation, cellular component: myofibril; myosin complex; A band. Gene Ontology annotation, molecular function: actin filament binding; cytoskeletal motor activity; ATP binding. The record is from RefSeq and is marked reviewed.